CCUAAUUUUAAUCUCUAAGCCGGUAAGUGGUUACUGGUUAGGUAGUUACACUCCGAGAAGACGACCAGCACAAGCUCGGUCAAGCUCUCUAUUUCGGUAUUUCCAACUUAACCAAAACCUCUCUUUUCCAGAUCUCUGCGCAUGUAAUCAAAACUUAAAACCCUAACUAUGGCGAAACUCCUCUGCAUCUUCACCAUUUUCUCUCUCCUCAUCUCACUCUCAACCGCCUUCGAUCCAGUCAAGCCGACCGAUCGAAAGAUCCUCGUCAUUCUAGAAGACGCGUCUUACAAAUCUUCUCACUCAAUUUACUUCAAUUCUCUGCAAUCUCGUGGUUACAACCUAGAUUUCAAGCUUUCAGAUGAUCGCAAAAUCGCUCUUCAACGUUAUGGUCAUUACUUGUACGACGGCCUCAUUCUCUUCUCUCCUUCUGCUGAUAGUAUUGGAGAUGGAUCGUUGAAGUUAAAUGAUGUGUUGGACUUUGUUGAUUCUGGACACGAUUUGAUUGUUGCUGCUGAUGCCAAUGCAUCUGAUUUUAUCCGUAAUGUUGCCUCAGAGUGUGGUAUUGAUUUUGAGGAUGAUACAGCAGCUGUAGUUGUAGAUCACACCAGCUAUUCAGUAUCUGAGAUUGAAGGUGAUCAUACACUAAUUGCUAGUGAUGAUAUCAUCAAAUCCGAUGUGAUUCUUUGGAGAGAGAAGAUUGAGGCUCCUGUGCUAUUUAGGGGGAUUGCACACUCAGUAAAUGCUGCUAGUAGUCUGGCAUUGAAGGUUCUCUCAGCUUCUCCGGCAGCAUAUUCUGCUAAUCCAAACAACAAGCUUUCAAAACCUCCAGCUUUGACUGGCACUUCCAUCUCCCUGGUUUCAGUUGUCCAGGCUAGAAACAAUGCUCGAGUUCUGAUUUCUGGCUCUUUGGAUAUGUUUAGUGACCGGUUUCUAAGGUCAAGUGUCCAAAAAGCUGGGACCUCAUUUAAGUAUGAAAAAUCUGGUAAUGAGCAGUUUUUAACAGAGUUAAGCAAAUGGAUAUUCCAUGAGAGGGGUCAUCUAAAGGCUGUCAAUGUUAAACAUCAUAAACUUGGGGAAACAAAUGAACCUUCCAUCUAUCGCAUCAAGGAUGACCUGGAAUACUCUGUUGAGAUAUACGAGUGGUCUGGAACUAGCUGGGAGCCCUAUGUGGCUGAUGAUGUGCAAUUGCAGUUCUACCUGAUGAGCCCCUAUGUGUUAAAGACCCUAUCAAAAGAUAAGACGCAGGGUUUAUAUCACACAUCAUUCAAAGUUCCAGAUGUUUAUGGGGUUUUCCAGUUCAAGAUUGAGUAUCAGAGACUUGGUUAUACAAGCUUGUCUCUUGCGAAACAGAUUCCAGUACGUCCAUACAAUCAUGACGAAUAUGAAAGAUUUUUACCAGUGGCUUUUCCUUACUAUGGGGCUUCAUUCUCGACGAUGGCUGCCUUCUUUAUCUUCAGUAUUCUUUACCUGUACCAUAAGUAGAGCCCAUCUUCAGGCUGUCACUGAGGGUAUGCCCUUAUUCGAGAUUACAAUCUUUGCUGCGAGGAUCAAUUCAUGAUUUUGUUACUUUCAAUAUCUGAAGCUUUGCGACAUUCACAGUUACCAUGAUGUUUUGACAAUCUAAGAAGCUGUUGGUGACCUAUUUCCAAUGUAGGUCCAGAAAGCUAUUAUAGCUAGCCGAGGUAAUUAGUAAUAGCUAAUCAAAGAUAGUUUGAAGAUACCUGAAAGAGGCUGAUGUAAGAGCAUUUGAGUUAAUCUCACUUAAAUUUAUUACAGAUGCAUUUGUAAUUUAAGUGCUCUUGGGGUCCUUGCAGCCUGAAUUUGAUAGUAUGAGGUACGCUCCUGAUGAGAUGGCAUCCCUGCUUUUAGGAGUAUCUCUUCUCCAAUGGUUUUAAAUCCUAAUUAUCUUA
This is a messenger RNA of Chenopodium quinoa (quinoa), 1910 nucleotides long. RefSeq names its product dolichyl-diphosphooligosaccharide--protein glycosyltransferase 48 kDa subunit-like. Bases 169 to 1482 code for a protein of 437 amino acids. Gene Ontology annotation, cellular component: oligosaccharyltransferase complex; endoplasmic reticulum membrane. NCBI's taxonomy places the organism in Eukaryota, Viridiplantae, Streptophyta, Magnoliopsida, Caryophyllales, Amaranthaceae. The record is from RefSeq and is a predicted model, not a curated record. The transcript has 13 exons.